Messenger RNA from Galleria mellonella (greater wax moth), 1517 nucleotides. RefSeq lists its product as uncharacterized. The transcript has 3 exons. NCBI's taxonomy places the organism in Eukaryota, Metazoa, Arthropoda, Insecta, Lepidoptera, Pyralidae. The record is from RefSeq and is a predicted model, not a curated record. The coding region runs from base 735 to 1517 and encodes 260 amino acids.
AGCUGACGGCCCACCUGAUGGAAAGUGGUAACCGUCGCCUAUAGACAUGAGCAGUACCAUGGACAUAACAGAGUAUACUGUUUCGCCCAUAAUAUCCCCCAUGCGUUGCCAUUCCUGAGGACUCAGGUGUUAUUCCUCUGUACCCUGUAAAUUCACGCCAUAUCCCACCCUUCAAACCGAAACAUAGCCAUGCAAACACAACUGCGACAGAGGUACCCAAACAAUCGACUUUUGUACAAAGUCUCCCUCUGGUAAGGUAGGGUGGCCUAUUCUAUGCCAGGACCACAACAGGUACUAAGUGUAUUAUAUAAGUUUACUACUAGUGCAUUUAAAUGAUAGUAACUCAAAAUUUAUGUACUGUAAUUUUAUCAACAUUCCAAUAUUGUAUUACUGUUAUUUGUAUCACAUAAAUAAAAGAAAUAAUAACAACGUGAACGUUGGAGAAAGUUUAUCUCAUCGGAUUGUACAUUUUUAUUUCCAUUCUGUAUAAAUAUAUCUUGUAAUAAUUAUGUACUAUAAUAAUUUUCGCCGUAGCAAGGCGGCGAGAGUUGUAACCGAGCCCGCCCGGUGUACACUGCACCUAAACUGGCGAGCAUGUCCCGUAAACUGGCGAGCUUAUAAUAGGAUGUCGCGGAUCACUCUUCUUACUUUCAUCGGGUCGCCAGUGUAAGUCGUUGUGAGUUGCAAGUGAAAUGGUGCAUGUUGACAAUCAAUAAUAUUUAAUUUUUAAAAAGAUGUGGGUGACAGCCAUAUGUUUCCUUAUGACAGUGUACGGUGGCGGUGGAGUUACAAAACAAACAGGCAUUACCAAAUUUUGGACAGACGACUUUAAAGUUUUUGAUCAGGUAUAUGGGAAGACUUCGGACAAAGAUAUUUACGGUGCAUCCCUGCCGCCCAGCAUCAGUUACGGACACAAGAAACCCUCGGCUUCUGAGAAGAAGGAGAGAUUCGUCGACACCGGUUUCAAUGAUGACUAUUCAACUAAUAUUGAUGCGGAAAAAUUCGCUGAUCAUUACGCGAAAAUAUUUCAAAAACAACUGCUAGAUUACGAGAAGCCAGUACAGCCGGCGAGAUCCAAUUUAAAUUUCGUAAGCUACACGGAUUUCAAGCCAAUCAGUCAAACGAGCGAUCCUGAUACAUACAACUACUUGAAACAUCUGGAACACUUUGAUAAGAUUAAAAAUGUUGAGUUUCCAAAAGGCGUUGGUGGUUUUAAACCGUACUUGACUAGUGCGAGUAACAUUGAAGAAUCGCAAGCGUACAAAAGUAUCCAAGACAUAUUGGAUGCUCAUGAAAGUAAUAAAGCUGAAAGCGACGACAACGAUGAAGAGGACGUGAACUAUUUGAAUUACCCACGGCCUAAGAACAAAAAGAAGUCUUACCCAAGGUAUAUUCAGAGUAAUGAAUUGAACAAACCGAGAUGUUCAUCGGGCAGAUGCAGGAAGAGAACGACAAGUUACGUGCGACGCACUCGACCGUACGUUAGGAAGAUAAAGCAUAGGAUUGUUAAUUAUUAA